AUGACUGCCAUUGAGAAAAUUACAAUCUAUACUUUGAACACCAAAGCGUUGCAAGCGCAGAUAGAAAAGGAGAAGGUCGGACGGGAAGACGACCAGACCAGUUCACCUUUACUCUCAUCCACCUUUACUCUCGUCCACCUUUACUCUCGUCCACCUUUACUCUCAUCCACCUUUACUUUCGUCACCUUUACUCUCGUUCUCCUUUACUCUCGUUCUCCUUUACUCUCAUUCUCCUUUACUCUCGUUCUCCUUUACUCUCGUUCUCCUUUACUCUCGUUCUCCUUUACUCUCGUUCUCCUUUACUCUCAUUCUCCUUUACUCUCAUUCUCCUUUACUCUUGUUCUCCUUUACUCUCAUUCUCCUUUACUCUCUACACCUCUACGUAGAUCGAAGAGAAAUUUAGAAACUAGUUCAACCGUAUCAUCUCCUUUACGUUAA
This is a messenger RNA of Dentiscutata erythropus, 438 nucleotides long. The record is from the annotation of a GenBank genome assembly. Lineage: Eukaryota; Fungi; Glomeromycota; Glomeromycetes; Diversisporales; Gigasporaceae.